UGUGCCCGCUCGAUCGGGCAGUGUCAUCAGUGGGCAUGUGCGUUACACAUGCGCAGGGUUGUGCUGCUACAUAUCAUUCUCACUCCACCCACCCCUAAAGGUAGACCCGAUACACUGUCAGCACAUUUGCAGCUCGCCUCGGCACCAGCAAAAAUGCAAAUCCAGAGCAACAUUCAGAGUGUCAAUUCGAUCUUCGGCUGUAACGCGUCCGGCCACAGCGGCAUCAACCAGCUGGGCGGGGUCUACGUCAAUGGGCGGCCACUGCCGGAUUCUACACGCCAGAAAAUCGUAGAACUGGCCCAUUCCGGGGCUAGACCGUGCGACAUUUCCCGCAUUCUACAGGUUUCCAAUGGGUGUGUUAGUAAAAUUCUCGGUCGGUACUAUGAGACGGGAUCGAUCAAACCGCGAGCGAUCGGUGGUAGCAAACCGAGGGUAGCCACCGCUGCCGUGGUAUCCAAGAUCUCCGACUACAAGGCCGAGUGUCCGAGCAUUUUUGCCUGGGAAAUUCGGGACAGACUGCUGUCGGAGGGUGUUUGUAACAACGAUAACAUUCCUAGUGUUUCCUCGAUCAAUCGAGUACUGCGCAAUUUGGCCUCCAACAAGGAAACUUCUACCCAGAGCAAUGACACGGUUUACGAGAAGAUUAAACUAUUCAACAACACAAGCAGCCACUGGACCUGGUGCCAGAACAUCGGCGGAGGACAGUUCAACUUUUCCUCCCACCCGAUCUCACAUCUGACCCUGAAGAGUCCAACCGAUCCGCAACAAUCGAAACCAGGUAGGCUGCGCAAAAUUCACCUCACCUCCCCAACCAAACGAUUCUCAAAUCCAGUCAAUUGCUGUUUAGAGGAAAUGAGCGACAAGUACUCAUCGGAGGACGACGAAGACUCGGAACUGCGGCUGAAGCUGAAGCGAAAGUUGCAGCGCAAUCGAACUUCCUUCACCAACGAGCAGAUCGAAAAUCUGGAAAGAGAGUUCGAGCGGACACACUAUCCGGAUGUGUUUGCCCGGGAGCGGCUCUCGGAGCGGAUUCAGUUGCCGGAAGCGAGAAUACAGGUAAUGGGGUUCCAGUGGCCGUUGCCGCCGCCAGGUGGGUAAGUUCUGGUCAGGUUGCGGUUGCGGUUGAGAUUAAACAGGUAAAUUGAAAAUUUCGGUAAGUUUUAUGGCAAACUGGUUGUUUUCUACUGAAAACGUUGUUUUCAAAUGAGCGACAAGAAAUAGUUUCUUUAAGCAAAUUUAGGUUGCCGUUUGACUGCGGGGAUGACACGACAGAGUGGCGUCUGGAAGGAGCCCCUUUUUGGAAAGCGUUUAGUGACGUCGCUGGAAGGAUUUUUUCAUGCGAAAUAGUAAGUCAAUAAAAAUGUAUCAAACAUUGAAA
This is a messenger RNA of Topomyia yanbarensis, 1378 nucleotides long. RefSeq names its product paired box protein Pax-6-like. Lineage: Eukaryota; Metazoa; Arthropoda; Insecta; Diptera; Culicidae. Gene Ontology annotation, biological process: regulation of transcription by RNA polymerase II; anatomical structure development. The record is from RefSeq and is a predicted model, not a curated record. The transcript is spliced from 4 exons. Bases 49 to 1098 code for a protein of 349 amino acids. Gene Ontology annotation, molecular function: RNA polymerase II cis-regulatory region sequence-specific DNA binding; DNA-binding transcription factor activity, RNA polymerase II-specific.